This is a messenger RNA of Drosophila melanogaster (fruit fly), 1579 nucleotides long. It is a transcript of the gene wal, whose product is annotated as walrus. Lineage: Eukaryota; Metazoa; Arthropoda; Insecta; Diptera; Drosophilidae. The record is from RefSeq and is marked reviewed. Gene Ontology annotation, molecular function: electron transfer activity; flavin adenine dinucleotide binding. Gene Ontology annotation, cellular component: mitochondrial matrix. The transcript has 4 exons. The coding region runs from base 77 to 1069 and encodes 330 amino acids.
AACGCUUAAAUCAGCGGAAACCUUUGGACUUUCUGUGAUUUUACAGCGAAGCUCCAAUAACCAUCCAACAUCCAAAAUGUUCGCCAGCAACACGCGUAAUCUUAUGCGCAGCAGCAUUUUGCAGCGAUGCAAGAGCACUUUGGUGGUGGCUGAGCACAACAAUGAGGUACUCAAUCCGAUCACCCUGAACACCAUCUCUGCGGCCAAGAAGAUCGGUGGUGACGUCACAGUUCUGGUGGCAGGCACAAAAUGCGGACCCGCUUCCGAGGCUCUUUCCAAGGUGGAUGGCGUGACCAAGGUUCUGGUGGCCGAAAAUGCCGCCUUCAACGGAUUUACCGCGGAGUCGCUGACCCCAUUGGUCCUGGCCGCCCAGUCUCAGUUCAAGUUCACCCACAUCCUGGCCGGAGCUUCGGCUUUCGGCAAAAACGUGCUGCCACGCGUGGCGGCCAAGCUGGAUGUGUCGCCCAUUUCGGAGAUCAUCGAUGUUAAGUCGGACGACACCUUUGUGCGCACUAUCUACGCCGGAAAUGCUAUCCUCACCCUGAAAUCCAAGGACGCCGUUAAGGUGAUCACCGUAAGGAGCACCAAUUUCCCACCGGCAGCCACCAGCGGUGGAAGUGGAGCCGUGGAGCAGGCACCAGCUGGUGACUUCGCCAGCAGCCUGUCCGAAUUUGUAUCCCAGGAGCUGACCAAGUCCGAUCGCCCCGAGCUGGCCGGAGCCAAGGUUAUUGUGUCCGGAGGACGGGGCCUGAAGUCCGGAGAUAACUUCAAGCUGCUGUAUGAUCUGGCCGAUAAGUUUGGUGCCGCUGUGGGUGCCUCUCGUGCUGCCGUGGAUGCUGGAUUUGUGCCCAAUGAUCUGCAGAUCGGUCAGACCGGCAAGAUUGUGGCUCCCGAGCUGUACAUCGCUGUCGGAAUCUCAGGCGCCAUCCAGCACUUGGCUGGCAUGAAGGACUCCAAGACGAUUGUGGCCAUCAACAAGGAUCCCGAAGCGCCCAUCUUCCAGGUCGCCGAUAUUGGCAUCGUGGCAGAUCUUUUCAAGGCCGUGCCCGAACUAACCGGAAAGUUGUAAGGCGAGAUUGUCACUUGCUGUAGUAUAAAGAUUGUGUACCGAUGAAUUGAUAACUGUUGCAUUUAUUUGAAUUUUGACAUAAGUCCGUGGAAGAUUUUCCCUUAAAUUUUGUAAUAAAACAAGCCGAAGACCUAUUCUAUGUGAAAAUUGUAGUCUUAUCAGUUGAGUGCAACUGUUUAAAUCAGCAAAAUAUUUAAAAAAGGCCCAGGGCUAGCAAUAACCAAAAUUCAACUAGGAUAAACUGUUUACUGGCAUUGCAGAUUGCACCUAGUCUAGGAUUUGGUUUCCUUAUCAGUUUCCCAUCGUAUAUUUAUUUUUCAAGAAGCUUUUAUGAGAGCUUUAUUAAUUAAAUUAGUUAUACUAGAAAGCUGAUCAAGCCAAAACAAAUUGUAGCUAAAAGCAUCAAAAAGCUUUCUCGCCAAUUGCGAACUUUUUUAAAAAGUGUGAAAAUGUGAAAACUGUGUACAAAAAAAGAUUAUAGAUCAAAUCAAUAGGAUUUUUACGCUUAAU